Staurois parvus is the source of this 394-nucleotide messenger RNA. The record is from the annotation of a GenBank genome assembly. NCBI's taxonomy places the organism in Eukaryota, Metazoa, Chordata, Amphibia, Anura, Ranidae.
AUGUACACUGAUCAUCAGGGCACUGAUGAUCAGUGUAGCCCCAGCAGUGCCACCUGUCAGUGUCCAUCAGUGCCUCGUGCCAGUGCCCAUCAGUGCCACAUAUCAGUGCACAUCAAUGCCACAUAUCAGUGCCCAUCUGAGCUGCCUUUCAGUGUCACCCAUCAGUUGCCGCCUAACAGUGCCAGUCAGUGCCGCCUAUCAGUGCCAUGUACCAGUGCUGCCUUUCAGUGCCCAUCAGUGAUGCCUGUCAAUGCCCAUCAGUGCCACCUACCAGUGCCUCCUCAUCAGUGCCACCUAUCAGUGUCCAUCAGUCAGCCUAUUAGUGCCCGUCAGUGCAGCCUCAUUAGCGCACAUCAGUGAAGGAGAAAAAUCACUUAUUUACAAAAUUUUAUAA